AUGGUUUACAAGCCAGAUGAGAGCAAUCCGGUUAAACCAGGUCUACGUCUUCUGUCAGGAACAGAUCAGAGACCCAAUUUCCCCGCUGCUCUUACAGAUGAGCUGGCAUUAAAUGAAGAUCCUAAAGAAGGUAGCCAUGACAACCCGCGCAGUUUGGGGAGAAGGGAGCCCUUUGUCGGCCACUGGGUCCCGCCAAAUCCUCGAGAGGGUGCUUUCCCCACACGCGACCGCUCGUCAAAGAGACAGAUUUACAUCCCCAACGAACCGCGGCGCACGUGCGGGUCCGAAUCUGAGCUGCCAAAUGCUGUUGCAGAAUGCUUUUAUGAAGUUGUGAGGUUGGAAGUUCUGACAAUAUCUACUUUUAGUUUCUGCUCUUCACAGCAAUUUAAAAUGUCAUGGAUUGUCAUGCCAUGA
Gryllus bimaculatus (two-spotted cricket) is the source of this 414-nucleotide messenger RNA. The record is from the annotation of a GenBank genome assembly. Lineage: Eukaryota; Metazoa; Arthropoda; Insecta; Orthoptera; Gryllidae.